AUGGCGGAAAAGUGCGACUACAUCGCCAACAUGUACGGCUACGACUUGGGGGGCCACUUUGUGGAUUUUAAGCCGUUGGGUUUUGGAGCCAACGGGUUGGUCCUGUCGGCCACGGACAGCAAGAAUUCCCGGAAGGUGGCGGUGAAGAAGAUAACCAUCGGCGACUGCCGGAGCGUGAAGCACGCCUUUCGGGAGAUAAAGAUCAUCCAGCGUCUUAACCACGACAACAUCGUAAAGGUUCAUGCCGUGUUGGGGCCAAGAGGGGCCGACCUGCAGGGGGACGUAUUUAGAUACAAUGUGGUGUACAUCGUUCAGGAACACAUGGAAACGGAUCUCGCUCGCCUUCUAGAACAAGGUCCGCUCAGUGAGGAACAUGCCAAGCUGUUCAUGUACCAGCUGCUUCGAGGCCUGAAGUACAUCCACUCGGCCAACGUCCUACACAGGGACCUGAAGCCAGCCAACAUUUUCAUCAAUACCGAGGACCUUGUCCUGAAAAUUGGAGACUUUGGUCUGGCGAGGAUUGUGGAUCAGCACUACUCUCAUAAGGGUUACCUCUCAGAAGGACUGGUGACUAAGUGGUAUCGAUCGCCCCAUCUUCUCCUCUCCCCUAACAAUUAUACCAAAGCCAUUGACAUGUGGGCCGCCGGCUGUAUACUAGCUGAGAUGCUGACGGGAAGGAUGCUCUUCGCAGGAAGCCAUGAGCUGGAGCAGAUGCAGGUGAUCCUGGACACCAUUCCAGUGAUCCAUGAAAAAGAUAAAGAAGAACUUCUUAAAGUGAUGCCAUCGUUUGUUAACACCACCUGGGAAGUGAAGAAACCUCUGAGGAAGCUUCUGCCAGAGAUAAACCUGGAAGCUAUCGAUUUUUUGGAGAAAAUCCUGACCUUCAACCCCAUGGACCGGCUAAUAGCUGAAGUGGCUUUACAGCACUCUUAUAUGGGUCCCUAUUCCUGUCCAGAGGAUGAGCCCAUAUCGCUACAUCCCUUCCGGAUAGAGGACGAGAUCGACGACAUCUUACUGAUGGAGGCCAGUCAGAGCCAGCUGUCUAACUGGGACAGAUAUCAAGUGAGUAUGUCUUCUGACCAGGAUUGGAGACAAGGCCAUAGCCACGCCAUGAGUGAUGUUCAGCGGGACCCACGUGCUGGAUCAGGGUCACUUGCUGAAGAAGCUCAAGUUGACCCCCGCAAGUACUCUCAAAGUAGCUCGGAAAGAUUCCUUGAACAGUCACACUCCUCUAUGGAUCGGGUUUUUGAGGGGGAUUGUGGAAGGUCGUGUGAAUACAAAGUAGGCUCACCCUCCUACCUCGAUAAGUUACUAUGGAGAGACAACAAGCCCCACCAUUACUCUGAACCUAAACUUAUUUUGGAUCUUUCCAAUUGGAAAAAGACUACUAUACCACCUGCAGGAGAUAUUGCCUUGGGAGAAGAGCCAUCCAAUCUGUUUCUGGAGAUAGCUCAGUGGGUGAAGAGCACCCAAGUUGGACUUGAAUGUCCACCGAGUCCUGUUUCUGAGAUGCAAGAAGAACAUCAACCUUGUCCUCAUCAGGAGGACCAGAGCUCUAUCAACAAGGAUGCUGAUUCCUCUUUUAAUCUGGAUGUUUUUAUUACCAGGGCACUUAAAUUAUGUACUAGCCAGGAAGAAAUACCUGACAAUAAACUCAGUGACAUCAACGGGGCUUGUAUUUCUGAGCACCCAAAGGAUAUUGCACAGAAGGAAGUAUUCCAUAAGGACAGAUGGUAGAAUGAACGGUUGGGCUUUAAAGGGGGUGUCUUUUUUUCAUAAAAAUAUUUAUGAUAAUACACCAACAGUAUACCAAUGGAAUAUUUUACUGAGAACAUUUUUUAGGCCUUUGGUGUAGACUUUGUUUUUAUCUAGGAUACUGAGCAAUGUACAGUACUAACAAAUACUUGCCAACAGUUCUAGACUGCCAGGAUUCGGUUAGGGUGGGUCUGGGACUGAAAAGGACAUGGGGUCUUGAUGGUGUUUAGGUGUAUCUAGGCAGAGUUUUGUCAUUUGUGCGCAGAGUGUGAGCUAGGGCUGGAUUCCCC
Messenger RNA from Nanorana parkeri, 2045 nucleotides. RefSeq names its product mitogen-activated protein kinase 4 (gene MAPK4). NCBI's taxonomy places the organism in Eukaryota, Metazoa, Chordata, Amphibia, Anura, Dicroglossidae. Gene Ontology annotation, biological process: protein phosphorylation; cell surface receptor signaling pathway; intracellular signal transduction. Gene Ontology annotation, molecular function: ATP binding; MAP kinase activity. Bases 1 to 1737 code for a protein of 578 amino acids. Gene Ontology annotation, cellular component: nucleus; cytoplasm. The record is from RefSeq and is a predicted model, not a curated record. The transcript has 6 exons.